Polistes canadensis is the source of this 2090-nucleotide messenger RNA. Its product is annotated as DNA fragmentation factor subunit alpha-like. Lineage: Eukaryota; Metazoa; Arthropoda; Insecta; Hymenoptera; Vespidae. The coding region runs from base 323 to 934 and encodes 203 amino acids. The transcript is spliced from 3 exons. The record is from RefSeq and is a predicted model, not a curated record. Gene Ontology annotation, biological process: regulation of apoptotic process; apoptotic process.
GUAGUGUUUUAAUAUAACAACGUUUCUAUAAUAAAUAUUUGUAAUCAGUUGAUUAGUAUUAUGCAAAUGUAAUAAGCUCGAUUACAUUUCAUUCAAGGAUACGAGUGCAUUGUCCGACUAGUGUGCAACGAGAAUCAGGCCUUAACAGUGUCAAUUUAAAAAUAAAAUAAAAUAAAAUAAAGAAAAAAAAAAAGAAGUGAAUUUUUGCUCCAUCAUAGUUGGUUUUAUUCGUUAUUGAAAAAUUUUUGAUAUAAGGUCAUUUUUUUGAGAACGUGUGUUUAAAGAAAUUAUAUUGAAUCUAUUAUUUACAUUUUGAAGCAACAUGUCAGAAACACCAGGGAUAGUACAAGGAUUGGGUAAUCCAUAUAAAAUAGUUGAUCAUGCAAGGGAAAGAAGGAAGGGUAUCACUGCCUCCUCUUUGAAAGAUUUGACUAAUAUAGCUCGAAGUCGCUUGGCUUUACCACCAGAUGCAAAUCUUACUAUCGUGUUAGAACAAGAUGGAACCGAGGUAGAUGAUGAAGAAUAUUUUGCAACAUUGGAAAGGAAUACCAGUCUAAUGGUUUUAUAUGGAGAUCAGAAAUGGAUUGCAGCGGGUAGCAGCAAAACCGCUUCUCGCUACAUUGUCGUAGAUGAUGUGGACAACAUGGAAGGCACUUCAAGAAGCACCGAAAUCAGACGUCGACGUCCACCAAUAGAGCCAUUGGUUUCAUCGUUACACGAUGAUCCAUCACACAUUUCACUACUCGGUGGAAAUGAUUUAGAGCUGCUUAGUGAUAUGGAUCCUGAUAGCUUAGCUGAUAUUGUACCUGACAGGAUUUUCUUGGAGCAAUUAAAGGAAGCAUCAGGUAGAUUCCUUGCAGAGAAACGACAAGCACAGGAGUCUAUGGCUCUUCUUCAGAUUUAUGCGAGUGGAGGAGAGAUGGAGCGAGCGUAGGCCAUGUGGGGGGUGGGCGCCCUCACAUUGGCUAAUAUGUAUCGAGUUAGGCGUCGUAUUUUUUACAAAGGUCGCCAAUUACAACAAACAUUAAUCCUCCUUUGGAAUUGAGCCCAUUAAAUAUUUAAAUUUGCCAGCCUCGAUCGGAGCAAGUAAAAGAUUAUUCUACUGCAAGUAAAAGAUUAUUCUUUGCACUUCUGCAGCAAAAAAUACUUUAUGGAUUAAGGAUUCAAAAUUCUUUUCCAUAUAAAAAAACCUGUUUGUCAGGGUUGUUUUGAAGAAAGUGAGAUGAUGAUAAAAAGAAAUACGUACAGAUAGACAAAUUAUUCUCUAUUUCUGACUAAAAAUGAUUUAUGAAGUAUUUGAAGUAAUCUAUUCAGUCCAAAAUGAUCAAAUUUAUAAUAUUAACCAAAGAGAUAAAGAAAUGUUUGCUUAUAUAUAUCUCAUGAGUUAAUUAUUGUAUUAAUUAGAUCAGAUUUUAUCUUACGUUUUUUGUUAGUUAGUAUUUAUAGACAUAUAUAUAAUAUUAUAUAUAUAAAUAUAAUUAACUCAAAAGUAGAAAGAGAUACUUUGAACAUAUGUUGAUUUUAGUAUGUGGCAUAUGGAAUUGCUUUAAUACAAAAUAUGAUUAUAAUACAAAAUAUAUAAAAGUACUUAGCCAUUAAAUAAUCUGAACAUAUUUGAUAAGAAAAAAAAUUACGAUGUCAAAGAAGGUAUUCCGUCACGAUGUUAUCAUAUCAGUAUCAGCACAAGAUAUGUUUUACUUAUUGUAUUUUAUGUAGAUAUAUCCAUAACUGAACUUAUGUUCAACGAAGAUUGAUGGAAUAUUUAAGACUGAAUUUAUAGGAAAACAGAUUGCAUCCCCAUUAAAAUCACCAAUUCAUUAAACACUAGAUGUAGUGAUGUGUUAGGAAAAAGAAAAAAAAACAAUAUCAAUCCUUUGAUACCAAAUGAAGUUGUGCAUUUGAUAAAAAAAUCAGCAGAAAAUAAAGAAAAUAGACGGGUGUUCCUGAAAAGAUUAUACAUAUGCACAAUCAAUAAAUUAAAUUCAUGAUACUAACUGUUCUUCAUUUGUAAUAAGCAAAAUGAUUUUAAAAUAUUUAAAAACAAAUUGUUACUAUUACAAUUAAAUUAUGCGUUGCAUUCACAUUACGUU